GACGACGACGACGACGGCGACGGCGACGACGGACGACGACGACGAGGGAAACGCUCCGUUUUGUAUCGCAGUCUUUUGUGGCGCGCGAUGAUAUAUAUUUUUUCUUUCUUUUUUCGAAGAGAUGCUUGUUGAAAAUUUAGUCGCGUGUAGGCACUUGUGUGAAACGACCGACGACGAUGCGGGAUUAAAAUUAAAUAGACGACACACAAAUUCCGUGAAUUAUUUUACUAGCGGCGGGUGCGGUAGCGGCGGCGGCGACGACGACGACGAUGAUGAUGACGAUGACGAUGACGAUGACGAUGACGACGAACAACGGCGACGACGACGGCGACGACGACGACGGUGGCGGUGUACUGAUGAUGAGGACGACGAGACAACGAUCCCGUGUCGCACGGUGUGAGAAAACGCCGGAUUUUGGUAUCGCAACCAAUCGAUCGAAUAAUAUUUCUUGGAUGUGAUUGGAACCUUCUCCGGAUGACCUCUCGAUGAGUCUUAGAAGCUAUUAUUACAAAAAGCCUGCGACAAUUUUUUUUGGUUCGCGUGAAGAUGCGGAACAUGCUGCGAAUUGUCAAUCAGCAAAAUUUUAUAAUUCUCCAAUCUUCUCGACUGAGAGAGUGCGUUGACGUUCUGGGCCAUAUAUCUACUUCGGAUCUACAACGUGGUUUGAAACACACCUAAGCCAGAGAGGCCAAACAGAGAGGAGCAAUCCACAUUGCCAUCCAGGAGGAGUGUCUGCCCCGAACAUGUGCGAAGCAUCGAGGCGAUGAUCCAGUAGCUGAAAAGAGAAGAUACUUUUCUCGACGACAAUACUUAAUGACCGCGUCGCGCAGGUUUAGUUUGUUUCCCACGUUAAUAUCGACGAUCCACACACCACGAGUGUGUAGACAGUGAGGAAGAUUUUUCUCAGGAGCCCCUCCUCUUUCCACACCGUCCUUCUCUCUCUCUUUAUUCUUCGACUCGCCUUGUCAUCUUCCCUCUCGCGCUCGCGCGACCACUACACACAUGCAUAAACAGCCGUGGCAUUAACAUGAGGCCGCAAGUAGAGACCCCCAGCGAGUCGGCGCUGUUUCCUCCACGCUUCUUCUUCGCACAAACUUGUUUCGUCGCGCUGAGAGAAAUUCUCCCUUUUCCGCAGAUAAAUAGGGGUGAACCUGUAUUGCAAGACAAUAAUACCACCGCCCGGUUCGAGAACGGCCGUGUGUAGCGUGUAUAGAAGAGUCUGAACGAAAGCAGGGAGAGAAGAGAGCGCGCGCGCACACACACACACACACACGGGAGAGAAGGAAGAACCCCUCUUCCUUGGAAGAGAGGAGAAGACCCCUUGGGGGGUCGUUGGACCAGGGCGCUAUAUGUGGAUUAUCAUAAUAAAAGCCGCCUAAAUGUUAUCUCGUAUUAAGUCAUACUUUUGUUUUCCUCUUAUGGCUCUGGGAACUUUGCCCGCCUAGCAAGGGAAGUGCAUUUUUUUUUUAUUUCAACGCUACAUACAUGCACUCGAAGAGAAAGAGAGAGAGAGAGAGGAACUACAGCCGGACGACGCAUCAGUUAACCCUCUCAGAAAAAGGGUGGGAUGAGUCGAAUUACACGAGACGAAAAAUUGCCAGAUGGAAAUUGUAAUAAGAAUCCGCGGGAGAGAGAGAUCGGACGACGACACGGAUUUGUGAUCGUCUCGAAUCGGGAGUUCCGCGCGGGAACUCGUUUUAGAGGUUAGCUCGGGAGCGCGGGAAUUUCGAAGAAACCUGCUCCCGAAAGAAUAUCGACGAGAGAGACCCGACGAAAGGUGACGAAACGUUUGGCCGGGAUGAGCGAAACGAUCAUUCUUGUUGAAAAUGUUUUAUUAAGUCUGAGCGAAUUUUAAUCGAAGACAAUCUAGCGGAUUAGAACCGAUGAAGCAACAUGGGGAACAACUCGAGCGAAUUUGCCAAUCACAGGUGAGCGAUGUGGAGAACACACCUGGAACGUUUUCUUCAAAGCUUGUCUGUGAUUGGUCAAUUCGCUUAUUGCUUGAAUUUUUGUCGCUUGUUUCCCAAGCCUUUACGUUCAUCGAAACUCAACGUUAACACCGCGACGUAACUUAGUCAGCGGUGACGUCAUAACUCAAGACUCUAGACAACGCGCACAACUGGGCGUGUUUACCUCGGAUGCGCGCGUGGUCAGCGCAAUCUCGCUCCCAAUAAAAACAAAUAAGGUCUAAGGCUUCCGUUAGCGGUGGUGUCACGUUCGAACGUCUAUGAAUUGGUUCUAACGACGAUAUCCCAAUUAGUAUCGGCACUUGUAGAAAAAUGGGUACGGAUUGUCACGCGACGACGCCGAUUGUCGUCGCCUGCUUGCUGCUGGGCGUUGCCGUGGUCGGCCAGUACGAGUGGCAGACUCGCGAUGCCUUCGACGACAUUCGCAUGCGAAUGGACAAAGUGAACGCGGAUAAUUGUCAGAUACAACGUCUCGAUAGUCUCUUCUUGCCCGAGGAUACGGUGUCGCAUUUGCCCAGGAUCGAAGAUAUCCACGUCAACCCGAUACUUCCGAAUCGUACAGCUCUGCUGCAUCUUCACAACAUGGCCCUCAACAGGGGCUUCUUUUGGAGCUACAUCUUACAGUCGCGAUUUAUUCGUCCGGCUAUCAACGACACCUACGAUCCUGGCAUGAUGUACUACUAUCUGUCUACGGUGGCCGAUGUCUCCGCAAAUCCCUACAUCAAUGCCUCCGCCAUCUACUUUGCGCCCAAUAUGUCCUACUCGCCGUCCUACAGAGGUUUCUUCAACAAGACCUUCCCUAGAUUUGCCCCACGCACUUUCAGAGCGGACGACUUCAACGAUCCUAUACACUUGGAAAGGAUAUCAACCAUGAACACGUUUAUUGCGAAAGACUUGGGAGCGUUUCCCGCUGCCACGCUCAGUUCCGAUUACACCACUGACUUGUAUCGCAUAAACAAAUGGUACAAGGCGUGGUUGCCGGACAAGGUGAACAAAAGACAUGACACUAAAACAACUUACAACGUCGAAAUUCGAUACGCCAAUAACACAAACGAAACGUUUUCCUUCCACGGCCCACCUGGCGACGAAGAGCUUUCGGGACCCGUGAGAUGGAUUCAACCCUACUUCGAUUGUGGCCGAUCGAACAAGUGGCUUGUGGCCGCUAUAGCGCCGAUAGUGGACAUCUAUCCGCGACACACGGGUUUCAGGCACAUCGAAUACCCAACAUACACCGCCAUCUCGGUAAUGGAAAUGGAUUUCGAGAGAAUAGACAUAAAUCAAUGUCCACUGGGCAAAGGGAACCCCGGUCCUAACAGAUUCGCCAAUACCACGAGAUGUAAACCCGACACAACUAUAUGCGAGCCGUUGCACGGUUGGGGAUUCAGAAGAGGCGGCUAUCAGUGCACGUGUAAACCGCGUCACAGACUGCCAACUGUCGUGAGACGACCCUAUCUCGGAGAAAUAGUGGAAAGAGCCACUCAAGAACAGUAUUACAACGGUUUUGAUUGCCUGAAGAUCGGCUGGAUUCAAAAGGACCCGGUGCUGUGGGAAAGAGCACCGCCGCACAUCAGAGAGAGAUAUCUCGAAGAGUAUUAUCAUUACAGAAAUUAUUCGACCGGUCCGGCCGCGUUUCGCGAUCCGAAAAUGAACAUCGACCAGGUUUUCAAAUUUAUGCAAAGUGUGACGGAAACAACAUGCAAGAAAUUUGCUCCGGAAGAUUUGAAAUUACGUGGCGACGUUAGUUACGGGGCGGAAGAGUUUUUCGAAAACGAGGCAAAGAUGGCGACUAGAUUGGCGAACUUUAUCAGCGCGUUCUUGCAAGUGUCAGAUCCGUUGGAAGUUUAUUCCGGCAAAAGAAUAGCCGACAAACCGCUCACGGAAGAUCAAAUGAUUGGGGAAACAUUGGCUCUGGUGGUCGGGGGUGGGUCGAAGAUAUUUUCCGCCGGCACAUUUUGGGAACGUAACAAAUUCACCAACAGAACGUUCUUCGCUCCGUACGCUUACAAGACCGAUCGAUAUACGCGUAAUUUGAAGAUCGAGGACUUGGCCAGACUCAAUAAAACAGAGGAACUGUACACGAACAACGUUUACUUCCAAACGUUAAAACAACGUUGGGCGACAAAUUUUGACGAAUUGGAGAAAUACUACAUAAAAAUACGCGAGAGAUUCAACGAGACCGGGGAGCAUUUGAAAAAAUAUGAACAUUAUCCAACGUAUUACAGGGCAGCGAAGCUAGAUCACGGAUACUGGACAACUCCGUACUUCGAUUGUAACGGCAAGGUGAAGAAGUGGUUAAUUACCUAUGCAUCCCCGUUUUUCGGCUGGGAUAGCUUGAAGGAGAAACUGGAAUUCAAAGGUGUUGUGGUUGUUACCAUGGACUUGGCUGAACUUCGUAUAAACCAAUGUGAUGACAAAUUUUACAAACCGAACGCGUUCAUGGGUACGCACAAGUGCGACAAAAAGACGUCAUAUUGUGAACCCAUUCUUGGAAAAAGAUUUGAGAUGGGUGGAUACAAAUGUAUGUGCAAGCAGGGAUUCGAAUAUCCAUUUGAAAGUCCAUUCACUUAUUUCGACGGACAAAUAGUUGAAGCAGAAUUUUUGAAUCUUGUCAAUGACAACGCGACGAGGUACGAUAUGUACAAGUGUAGAUUAGCUGGUGCUUCGUCAAAUGAAGCUACUUGGAUACUACUGUUAUCAGCGCUAAUAGCAUUUUUUCUAAUGCAAAGAAGAUGAAUACAAAAUGGUUGUAGUACAAAGCGUCCAGUUACUGAAUUUUUUUGUACUUUGUGACGAUAUAUCCGUCCAUUAAAUAUAAGAUAAAUUAUUUUUAGUGCAAAUAGAGAGACGUGUGUGCAAGUCAGGAGGGAUGUUAAUCUCAGAUUUUAUACAUACAUAUACAAUUUUUAUACAUGUUUCAACAAGCAAUAUUUAACCUACAAAAAUAGAGCUUAUCAAGUUAAGUUUCUUAUAUAAAUAAUUUUAAAAAUAUUUCUCAAUAAAUCGAGUGAGCGUCUUAUCUUGUACGUAGAGUGUUUACUGCCAAUAUUAUACUUCUGAUCUGAUUGCUACGGCUUAUAUUACGAUAAUGAAUUUAAACACAUAUACGACUAAGAUCUGAUACACGUAUUUGUUAAACGAUAUAUAAUUUUCUUUUUUAUAUUGAAAUAUUUUGUAUCUUUUACAUGUGAAAUAAAGAUGUUAUAUAUAUUAUAUAUACAACGCAGAAUUGUGCCAUGCCAAAGUGCUUUUGUAUAAUUUUAGUGAUUUUUUACCGAAAUAAAUUUGAUGAAAAAGA
Pseudomyrmex gracilis is the source of this 5262-nucleotide messenger RNA. RefSeq lists its product as uncharacterized. Bases 2280 to 4700 code for a protein of 806 amino acids. The transcript has 15 exons. NCBI's taxonomy places the organism in Eukaryota, Metazoa, Arthropoda, Insecta, Hymenoptera, Formicidae. The record is from RefSeq and is a predicted model, not a curated record.